GUAGGCCCGGGGACCACAAGAGUUAUUUUAUUGGGUGUAUUGUAGCAAAGUUCUUGGACUUUGACACAUAGCCUGACGCGGCAUUCUGCCUGAAGGGAGACUGUAGGUCAAUCAGACAUACCACGAGGACAGCAUUUCAAAAGAGAACACCCUAAGAACAUCGCAAGUAGCCUAAUAGGCCAAGUGACAGAAAUAUAUAGGCUAUCUGCUACUUUUACCUGCUUCGGACGGAGGCUACCCCACGUUCCUGUUUUAUUAGCGUUUGCUGCGCAAGGACACGAGUGAACAGAGGGGAAACUUUAAAAUUCAGAAUCAAUUUGCGUGAAAUCACAGCAAAAUGGGAAUACGUACGCCUCACGAGGUUGGAGUUUUUGUCUUGUCUUUGACGGCGCCGAUGGUCCUCUACGCCAUGAACAACCUCCCGGCUGUUCAAGAGCCUACUGUGAUCCUGCAAGCGGGUGCUGUGGUCCUGCUAACUGUCCUUCUUCUGAUAUACCUCAUGGUGCGAAAUGUAAAGGAACUGGACCCACUUUUCUAUGUGUUUGCAGAGCUUGCAUUCACCUCCAUGGUUGGACUUACAAAUGCUUUGGAACAGGACGGUUACAUCAAGGGUUUCAUGAACUUCUACUUGAAGAAGGGGGAGCCAUAUCUGUCUACAUCCUAUGGCAUUAUCAUGUGCUACUGGGACAGCAUUGUUCAUUUCAUCCUGCAGCUCCUCAUGGUCAGACGCAUCUCCCAAAGGCAGUCAUACCGUACCGUGGGCCUGUUCUGGGCGGGCUCAUUCAUUGCCCAUCAGAUUGUCUUCAUCCCUGGAAUCGUCAUUGGUAAAUAUGGCAGCGGUAUCCUUCCUGCCUUUUGGCGCAACAUCCCCUUCCUGGUGCUGCCAGUAUGGGCGGCUGUAACGCUCCUCAACAGACCAAGAGAACAGCCAGACGUUUCUGCAGAUGAGGUUGAGGAGGCCCAGAGUAGGAGCCUGUUGACCCGGCCGAUUGACCUGCAAUUCACCCUCCUGCUGCUGCUGGGGAUGGGCUUCACACUGCUCAGGGCUUUUGUGGUGCUAGACUGUCGAUUGGAUGUCUGUUUCACCUACAUCUACAAGUAUGAACCCUACCUCAAGGACGGUGUGGCUUUUCCUAAAGUCAUGAUGCUGGCGUUCCUUUUCUAUGCCUUCCCUCUCAUGGCUGCAUGUGUGUAUGGUCUGAACAAACCAGGAUGCAGUUGGAUGCUGGACUGGACUCUUCUCUUUGCCGGAGCUAUGGCUCAGACGCAGUGUUGCCACAUUGGGGGCUCCCUGCACUCUCGCACCCCCUUCACCUACCGCGUCCCCUCAGACACCUGGCGAGUGGUGAUGGCCCUCAACAUUGCGUACACCGCGGUGCCUAUUCUGCUUGCCCUGAGGUGUACCUUCGACCCCGCCUACUUCAUAUCCGAGGGACAAGCUGAUGAGGAAGAGGAUGUUGUCGUGCCCGAGGGAAAAACUGCCGAGGAAAAGAAAAACCAGUAACCAUCACCAGCUUGCAAGACUAGACACGUGGGCAAGCAAACAUUGGCUGAAAGAAAAUCUGUGAAGAAGUAUUCAUGAGAGUAUGUGGACAAGUGCUUGUGCACAUGCAUGUGUGUUAAUGUGUGGAAGAUUUUUUUUUCUUAAGUAUUUUUUUGGGGGACUUUUCGCCUUUAUUCUUGACAGGAUAGUCAGGAAAUGAGUGGGGAGAGGAAGACAGGGAGGGAUCGGCAAAUGACCCUGGCCGGAUUUGAACCUUGGUCGCUGGCGUAGUAACCCAGUGUCCUACCGUUAGACCACGGCAGGGCCAUGUGUGGAAGAUUUUUUUAAAUGUGUACCGUACGUGUAUGCGGCCCUGCUUUUGUGGGGUUUCUGGCCUCGUGCCCUAACUCCUCUUCCAGCUCCAGAUCCAUACUGAUCCCUUCAGCAGUUAGUUGAGAUGUUGGCUUCCUGCUUGACGUUUUACAUCAGAACACUAAGUUGACCUCUUCCUAAAGGAAAUGUCAUGCAACGUGUACUUAUGGACCCCGCAUCCACCGCUCCUUCACCGGCAGUGAUUUAUCUCACUCUAAGCUUGACUCAUUCAAGCAAAAAGGCAGCAGCUCCUAUCUGUUUGGACUCUCACCUCUUCUCCCUCAGCCUUGAGUAAUCAUCUGGAAUCUCUUUUUCUGUGGCACGCACGUCCCACUGUGACAACAAGGUGCCGUUUGCGUCGCUACAGUGGUCCCUGCUCUGAGUCCUGGAUCACUCUGUAUCAGUGAAGAUAACAACGGCAGAUAAAGCGAGAGGAUAUUUCUCAAGAGUGGCUGUUGAGAACAGCACGAGCCCAGACGCAGUUCUCACCUAUAGGCUGAAAGAACCAUUCCAAUGCUGUACUGCGGAGAUCACUGGAUGGGUUUUGCUUUUCACGUUUCCUUGGGAGUUUUUGUUGUCAUUGUCAUUUAUUGUUCUUUUUUAUUUUGAACAAUAAAAUGUGAUUGUGUUUUCAUACCA
This is a messenger RNA of Engraulis encrasicolus (European anchovy), 2494 nucleotides long. RefSeq names its product transmembrane 6 superfamily member 2a (gene tm6sf2a). Gene Ontology annotation, cellular component: endoplasmic reticulum-Golgi intermediate compartment membrane; endoplasmic reticulum membrane. The coding region runs from base 338 to 1504 and encodes 388 amino acids. Gene Ontology annotation, biological process: lipid homeostasis; regulation of lipid metabolic process. The record is from RefSeq and is a predicted model, not a curated record. NCBI's taxonomy places the organism in Eukaryota, Metazoa, Chordata, Actinopteri, Clupeiformes, Engraulidae. The transcript has 10 exons.